Salvelinus fontinalis (brook trout) is the source of this 3527-nucleotide messenger RNA. Its product is annotated as leucine-rich repeat-containing protein 3-like. The coding region runs from base 608 to 1408 and encodes 266 amino acids. Gene Ontology annotation, cellular component: extracellular matrix. Lineage: Eukaryota; Metazoa; Chordata; Actinopteri; Salmoniformes; Salmonidae. The record is from RefSeq and is a predicted model, not a curated record. The transcript has 2 exons. Gene Ontology annotation, molecular function: protein binding.
CGGGAACUCUUGAGGCAACCGGUACACACAUACAGUGUAGCGUAGAGGAGAAGCAACUUUAUAGUACCUUUUAUUAUGAAGGCAACAAGUGGAGGCGGUGCGCUGGCGAGGUGAGUUAUACCUACUGCGCUCAUUCUAUGUUCGGUCACUCUCCACUCUCCAGUCGAUACUGAUUCGUUUGUUGGUUUACAUUUUACUUCACAUCGAUGAAGCAACGGUAUAGCCCUGACUGGACCAUACUCUCAUUCUGAAAACAAGUCGGGAGAAAAAGACCAGAUCCCUUGCCUUCAGAGGACUGAGUGAUAGGCUGUCCUGAAACUUGUGCUACAGUAUGUCUGGAUUGAAAUGAUAUGCCAUGAUAUGCCCACUCCUUUCCUCUUUUGUCUAGUUGAAACACAUCUUUUGUUUUCCUCCGGACUGUCUUUGGUCAAACUCUACAGUCACUUCACUGGACUCCAAUGGAUGGAUAUGGGGAUGAAGAUAGAGGGUUAUUAAGCUGGUACAGGAUCAAAUUAUAUGUAUAUGAGUAGCUGCUGUAUACCAUCAAUAAUCAUUGAAACCUGCUCUGGAACCGCAGGGAUAGUCCGGUCUUUUACCGGCUAAGCUAAUGGGGCCUCCUCAGCCACGUUGGCAAGCCCUGUUCCCUUCUUCUUUCUGUGUCUCCACUUCCCCCGUGAGGACGUUGUGUCUCGUGGCGGCCCUCAUGGUUGUCAUGGCGACACCGUGCCCCAAGAGCUGCCACUGCUCGGAGAGGAAUGGCGUGGUGGUGCAGUGCGUCUCCCGGAGCCUUGACCAGAUCCCCCCGGACCUACCGGAAGACACCGUCACCCUCCUGCUCUCGUCCAACCGGAUCAGCCACAUCCCCAACCAGGCCUUCAAGGACCUCCGCCGCCUCAAGGAACUGGACCUGUCGCAUAACCACAUCGAGAGUAUCGACGCAGGGGCCUUCCUGGGGGUCUCUGAGGGACUCCGCUCCCUGGACCUCUCCAACAACCAGCUCCGCAGCGUCCCCAAGGAGGCCUUCACCAAGCUGAGUGCCCGUAUAAGACUCUCCAACAACCCCUGGCACUGCGAGUGUUCCCUCCAGGAGGUACUGAGGGAGCUGAGGCUGGACCCUGAGACGGUCAACGAGGUGAGCUGCCACACCUCUGUCCAGGACGAGUACGCCGGCCGGCCCGUCAUUCAGGUCCUGGACUCUGGCAUCAACUUCUGUAACUUCCACCACAAGACCACCGACGUGGCCAUGUUCGUGACCAUGUUCUGCUGGUUCGCCAUGGUAAUCACCUACGUCAUCUACUACGUCAGGCACAACCAGGAGGACGCGAGGAGACACAUGGAGUACCUCAAGUCUCUACCCAGCUCCUCCCAGAUCAGCAAGGACUUUGACACAGCCAGCACUGUGCUCUAGCAGUGGGCUAUGUGUGGUGGCAGUGACAGCGGUGGGGGUUCUUACAUGUCCAUGGGAUAGUUUACACAGUGGCAAACUUGCAAGGUGUAUGUAACUAUUUUUAAUGUGAAGACGGGCCUCUGGACAAGCCACUGUACUGCACCUGCCCGUCUGCACGUCCCUGACCGGCUCGGUUUGUCAGUGCCAUCAACAUGCCCCUUUUUGUGUCGACUGUUUAUGAAGUCAUGUGGUCAAUACCUUUUGAGAUUUCUGACUCAAUUACGAACUACUUUUUUGUCGACUGUUAUAAUUUUAAUUUUACAGUGUUUAUUGGGAAGAAACACGACCUCUAUUUCUCAUCGUCAUAUGUUUUCCCAACAGUAGGAUUUAAUGAGAAAGAUAUUGUAUAAGUCUCUGAGAGUGUCUCCAUAUUGAUUUGGUUGUUGUGAUUGGUUGUAGUGCUGUACAGUACUAUUGAUCUUGUCAUUAUGAUUGGCUGUUACACUGGACUGAAUGUUCAUCUUGUGUCUUCAAGUGCCUAGAAACAGUAAACAGUACCUCAACCAAGGCACUGUGAAAGCAGAACUACAAAAUCCCUAGAAUCCUAGAAUCCUUACCCACUGGGCACAGAUGUCACUUCAAUGUCUAGCUUUGAUCUAAUUUUGGUUGAGUUGUCAACUAAUGUCAAUUCGAUGGGAAAUCAACAAAACAUUUCACCAUGUCAUUGGAUUUAUGUUAAAAGUUUGGUGAAAAAAAUACGACAUUGUCACAUCCUGACCAUAGUUCUUAUGUGCGUUGCUUGUUUUAGAGUUGGUCAGGACGUGAGCUGGGUGGGCAUUCUAUGUUGUGUGUCUAGUUUGUCUGUUUCUGUGUUCAGCCUGAUAUGGUUCUCAACCAGAGGCAGCUGUCAAUCGUUGUCCCUGAUUGAGAAUCAUUAAUAGGUGGCUUGUUUUGUGUUGGGGAUUGUGGGUAGUUGUCUUCUGUCUUUGUGUUCUGCACCAGAUAGGACUGCUUUCGGUUUUCACAUUUUCUUGUUUUGUUGAUUGUAGUGUUCUCAUAUAUUCUUUAUUAAAUCAUGUUGAACACUAGCCGCGCUGCGUGUUGGUCCUCUCCUUCAUCCCAGGAAGGAAACCGUUACAGACAUUCCUUUACCCUGAUGACCUUUUCUAAUCUACUCAGUUUCCCACAUUGAUUCAACAUCACCACAUAGAGUUUUGAUUUUAAAGGAUGGUGGAAACAUCGUUGGUGCAGUACAUUUUUGCCCAGUGGGAGUUGUUAGAUCCAUUUUCUGACAUACACAUUGAUGAUACAUACCCAUUGAUUCUUGAAGAAUAUAAUGUAUAAAUGUCUCAUGAGCUUAGUUCAACCGUCGUACCCAGUCAGAACCCCAGAUAUGUGCUUUUUUUGCUUCAAUGUUUGCAAACAAGGUAAAUGUAAACAAAUACUGUAUAGCUUUAAAACAUGGUUAAAACUGUCAUUAGUUUGAUUAUGUCCAUAGCUAUGUCUAUGAAUUUGACAGUGGUUACAUUUCUCCAGGCUUUUUACUAAACAGAGGAGGGGUACCACCUUGUUAUUGUUUUAGCUGAAGAUUCUAGCUUUAAUAUGUCAUGUUAAAUAUUUUAGUUGUUGUCAAGGGUGUAAUGAAUCAUUUACCAUUACUCAUUUUGGCAAUCAAUGUGAUGCCACUUUCAGGACAUAAAUCUUUAAAUACUCAUAGCGGAUUUAGUUCUCAAACUGUCAAACACCCUUCUACAGACUUUGAUUGAUGCUGAUGUUGCGUCAGAAAGUCUAUGAUGACCAACAGUUGGAAGUAGUCUAUACUUCCUCAGUAGUGUAUGUGUUCUGUAUUUUUUUGUCUCUAUUGGUUGUAUGAUUUGUCCCUUUAAUGGUAUGGGGUGUAGUUUAUGUUUAGGAGAGAGAAACUAAUGAAAGGAAAGUGAGAAAAGGAGACAUUCUAUUGUUUUAUUGAGACUUGUGUUGAAACGGAGAAACGUUGACCAUGAAAACUGUCUUUGUCGUGUAGCCCCAGGGAUAUGUCUUGAUCUUGUUGCGCUCGUCUUUGUUUCUAAUUAUUCUUAGCGAAAUGGUUGUGAAUCAAGCGUUGUCAUUUUUAUAUCUGAAAUAAAAAGGGCUCUAACUA